Molecule: messenger RNA, 1825 nt
Organism: Andrographis paniculata
Lineage: Eukaryota; Viridiplantae; Streptophyta; Magnoliopsida; Lamiales; Acanthaceae
Product: E3 ubiquitin-protein ligase CCNB1IP1 homolog
Exons: 8
Coding region: 689-1579 (296 amino acids)
Biological process (GO): chiasma assembly
Source: RefSeq, a predicted model, not a curated record
CCUCUUUGUCUGCGACUGACUUCAAUUCGUUUCUUAGCGUCUUCUUCUUCUUCUUCUUCUUCUUCGUCUUUCUCUGGAUUCGUCACCGUUGUCCUCCAAGACAAGCUUCAUCAUCAUUCUCGUCGUCUUUACAUCUUCUUCUACAGUUUUGUCGGAGGCUUUGUAAGUUCAUUUUUUAUAAUUACUUUGAAUUAUAUGCUGUUACUAAUUUCAAUGCCUGCUAUUAUGAGCGUUUAGGGUUUGAAUUUAGUUUCAAUUGAUUGUGUUGAUAUUAUAUUUUUAGUGGAUACCAGUUUACUCUUAGGGUCCAUUGGUUCGAAGGGUUGGCUAUAUUUUCAAUAUAUUGGGAAUUGGAUCGGAAUAUUCGUUACUAUAUUUCGUUAACCGGAUGUUUGGUUAUUCAUUGAAAGUCUUUUCUUUUGAUUCGGUUGGGUUCGAUUUUGUUGCAAACAAUCGAAAUAUGUUCUGCUAAUCCGAAGUUCACUGUUCCAAAUCUUUGCAUGACUCACAAAUAUCUGAAAAUUUGCAAGUAACACCACGCCCAUUGCUCACCCCUAUCUACCCUUCAAUCUAAGAAAUGUGACUCAUUUCUUUUAGUUUUUAAUUUUUUUGUGUUUCUUUUAACUCACUGUAUUCAGGUUUCCAAGAGAAUGGACAGUAAAUGUAAAUUGCUAAUUUGAACAUUGAAAUGAGAUGCAAUGCCUGCUGGCAAGAAUUGGAAGGACGGGCCAUUACCACUACCUGUGGUCACCUCUUGUGUCCUGAAGAUGCAGGUAAGAUUCUCAGUAACAAUGGUGUUUGUCCCAUCUGUGAUCAGGUGCUCUCUAAAAGUCUCAUGAAACCUGUGGAUGUAAAUCCGAAUGAUGAAUGGGUUAAUAUGGCCAUGGCAGGAACAUCUCCACAGAUAACAAUGAAGAGCGCAUUAAGAAGUGUAAUGUUUUACAUUGGACAAAGGGAUUUAGAGAUGCAGGUUAAGAUCAAUAAGAUAGUAGCUCAGGGUCGGCAGAAAUGUGAGGCGAUGCAAGCAAAAUACACUGAGAAAUUGGAGCAAGUUUAUACUGCAUACCAGAAAAUGGCAAAGAGGUGCCAAAUGUUGGAGCAAGAGAUGGAGAAUCUAUCCAAAGAUAAGAGAGAACUACAAGAAAAGCUUUCCGAAAAAUGCAGGCAAAAGAGAAAGCUUGAUGAAAUGUAUGAUCAAGCACGAAAUGAAAUUGAUUCAUUGAAGAGAAUUGCAGUUCACCCUGCGGAUCAUUUCUUUUCAAGGCCCCAACUUGAUUUGUUCUUAAAUCCUGCCUCAGGAAGGGAUAACAGAGACAUUAGGACAGGGCACGGGGACAUCUGGUCCGAAAGGCCCGAUAUUUCCAACUCUGCAUUCCACAUGCCCAACAGCUCCCCUGGAAAACAGUCUGCAAUUCCAAUCGACACCACAAACCAUAUGCCAACUUCUCGCCCUUCAUUUGGCGUCGGUAAUGGAGGUGGAGUCAGCAAUAAUCCUUCAAUGACCCUAAGAAACCUCAUCUUUUCACCCAUAAAGAGACCACAGUCCUCCCGCAGUCGGGCUCCACUGUUCACGUUGUAGAUAGCACAGAGGUUUCCUGUCAUAUCCCUACACGAAUUAAUUGUAAGUAUCAUUCUCUAGCAACUGUUUUUUUUCCAGAGUUUGUCUGAAGAAGAUGACACAGCGCUCAUCACCUGUAGAUCAACUUACCCUAUGGUAAGAUAUAUUCACUAGCGUUCAUUACAGUUUGUUUGUAUCGAUAAACUUUGACUAGCUCAUGACUACUGUGCUCGAAGUUUAUGUGAAAAGUGAUAUAGUUAGUAGCAU